UAACAAAACAAAACACUGCCUCGCUGCAAACAGGGGCACCGUUGUAGUGGAAGAAAACAUGUCUCACGCCGGGAAAAAGAGAAAACUGGACAAAACCCGACAAGACAGACUUUAUUUCGACAGCUAUGCCGACGUGACGAUCCACGAAGAGAUGAUCGCGGACCACGUCCGGACCGACGCGUAUCGCACGGCGAUCCUGCGGAACAGCGAGCGUAUCCGGGGCAAGGCGGUGCUGGACGUGGGCGCGGGCACCGGCGUGCUGAGCGUGUUCUGCGCGCAGGCCGGGGCCAGGAAGGUGUACGCCGUGGAGGCCUGCUCCAUCGCCGAGCAGGCCGCCAAGAUAGUCCGCCACAACGGGCUGGAGGAGCGGGUGCAGGUGAUCCGCGGCACCGUGGAGAGCGUGGAGCUGCCGGAGCGGGUGGACGUGAUCGUGAGCGAGUGGAUGGGCUACGCGCUGCUGCACGAGUCCAUGCUCAACUCCGUGCUGUUCGCGAGGGACAAGUGGCUGCAGCCCGACGGGCUGAUCCUGCCCAGCCGGGCGGAGCUGUACAUCACCCCGGUGUGCGAGCCGCUGGCCGAGGACCGCCUGUUCUUCUGGUACACCGUGAAGGAGAAGUACGGCGUGGACAUGUCCUGCAUGGCGGAGUUCGCGCGGAGGUGCAUCAAGAACUGCGACAUCGCGGUGAGCGCCGUGUCGGCGGAGGACGUGCUGUCCCACGCGGCCCGCUUCGCGGAGCUGGACCUGAACACGGUCACCGUGGACGAGCUGCGGCUGCUGCGCGGCCGCUUCCGCUGCGAGUCGUUCGGCCAGGCGUCCGUGAACGCCUUCUGCGUGUACUUCACGGUCUCCUUCCCGUGUCCGGACAAACCGCUGCUGCUGUCCACGUCGCCGUUCCAGCCGGAGACGCACUGGAAGCAGGCGGUGAUGUACCUGGACUCCCCGGUGGAGGUGGUGCAGGACACCCCCAUCACCGGAGAGGUCAGCAUGUACCCCUCGGAGGACAGCGCCAGGCAUAUAUGCGUGCACGUGGAGUACAAUAUAGGAGAGCAGAAAAGACAAUCAAAGACUUUCGCCAUCCCUGACUGGACCUCGGAUCCCCAGUGAUGGAGCGAUAGGCACCAGUCAGCCUAAUAUCAACACUGAAAUGCCAAAGUUCAUGAUUAAAAUCCAUCAGUGAGAUCAAUAGUUCUCUGUUCAGGGGAAAACGGAUGAUGGAGGCAUUUUUAAUUGGUAUUUGUUAACUUUCACUGUCAUGUUGAAGCUGUAAAGGAUUACUUUAGGCCUUCCAAUAUCACACUGAUCCAUACGAAUGCAGUGAUUUUAAAGAGUGUUCACUCUCCCAGCAUCAUAAAAGAUGAUUUUUUUUUUUUUUUUCAUUUUUUAGUCUGGAAAAAUAGUGACCACAUUUCAAUAAAAACAGCAGUUCAAAAGGUUUGAA
Cololabis saira (Pacific saury) is the source of this 1439-nucleotide messenger RNA. RefSeq names its product protein arginine methyltransferase 6 (gene prmt6). Bases 59 to 1105 code for a protein of 348 amino acids. Gene Ontology annotation, molecular function: protein-arginine N-methyltransferase activity. Lineage: Eukaryota; Metazoa; Chordata; Actinopteri; Beloniformes; Belonidae. The record is from RefSeq and is a predicted model, not a curated record. Gene Ontology annotation, biological process: peptidyl-arginine methylation. The transcript has 2 exons.